GCAAUUUGCGACGUAUAGAUCUCUCAGGUAACAAAUUUCAAAAUAUGAGUUUUACAUCUCUUCUUGAGAGUAUUUUACAGUGCAAAUCACCUCGCGUGGAGUCAUUAUCUCUUGUUUACUCAGGUCUGUCUGGUCAUCUACCGGAUUCAUCAAUCGGAAGACUAUCAUUUUUGAGGUCAUUAUCAAUCAAAGAGAAUGAGAUCUCUGGUUCAAUUCCAAACUCAAUUGGACAAUUAUCGUCAUUGGAGACGUUAGAUCUGAGUGAUAACCAACUGAAUGGCAGCCUUCCUGAUAGCCUUGGUGUACUUUCUAACUUGACUUUUCUCGAUCUAUCUUAUAACUUGCUGACUGGUGUUGUAACUCAAGCUCACUUUAAAAAACUUGACAGACUAAGAGUAUUACGGGCAACAGGUAAUUAGUUGUCCCUAAGGCCACACAUUGCAAACUGGGUUCCCUCAUUCCAGCUGCAGAUAUUGCUGUUAAGGUCUUGGGAUCUCGGGUCACAAUUUCCAUCGUGGCUGCAGUUGCAGAAGAAUUUAGAUCGUUUAGACAUAAGCGACACAAAAAUUUCAUCAACCAUCCCUGAUGAAUUCUGGACAUCGAUUUCAAAUCUACGACACCUCAAUCUGUCCCAAAAUAAUAUUCAAGGAAGGUUAUUUAGCAUCCCUGCUAAGCUUUCAAUUAUUGACUUGAGUUCAAACAAUUUCAGUGGGCAUUUACCACAACUUUCAAAAAAUUCACAGGCACAAAAGCUGGAUCUAUCAAAUAACUUAUUUGCAGGAUCCAUGAAUCAUUUUUUGUGUCUCAAUGGUGGAAAAAGUCUUGAAUUUCUAAAUCUUGCCAAUAAUCAACUUUCCGAAGUCAUUCCAGACUGUUGGUUGAAGUGGCCAACUUUGUCAUUUGUUAGUUUGGAGAACAAUAAUCUGUCAGGUGUGAUUCCACCAACUCUUGGAUCUUUAUCUUCUCUAGGAACAUUAAACUUGUGCAACAACAAGCUCUCUGGAAGCUUACCGGCUUCUCUUAGCAACUUAACGAGCUUAGAGAUCCUUCAACUUGGUAGAAACGAACUUUUUGGAAGAAUUCCACAAUGGGUGGGUCAACUCUCAAGCUUGGGAAUUUUACACCUUGGUUUUAACAAAUUUGAUGGAAAUAUUCCUCAUGAGCUUUGUGGUCUUACCACAAUUCAAAUUCUGGUCCUGGCUCAUAACAAUCUAACAGGAAAUAUUCCAAAAUGCUUCGACAAGUUCAAUGUCCUUUCAGGGAAAGGAAAUACUUCAAGUGGUCGAAUUUUUACCUUAUCGGUACUUGGCACAGAUCUUUUGGGUAGUGCCUCGUUGGUGACAAAGGGACGAGAGGAAGAAUAUAGUACUAUACUUCGUCUAGUGAUGAUAUUGGACCUUUCUAGUAACAAAUUAUCAGGACACAUUCCAAAUGAGCUGAUGUCCCUUCAGAAUUUACAAUCAUUGAAUUUGUCAAGAAACCAAUUGACAGGAAAAAUUCCAAACAAAAUUGGAGACAUGAAAUUUCUUGAAUCUUUUGAUAUAUCUCUGAACCAACUAUCCGGGAAAUUUCCUAUGAGCUUGUCACGUUUGAACUUUUUAAGUAGUUUCAACGUUUCCUACAACGAUUUAACUGGUUCAAUACCAUCAAGCACACAACUUCAAGGUUUUGAUGAGUCUAGCUUCUAUGGUAACAAACUUUGUGGCGAUCCAGUCAGUAAACGUUGCAGAAUGGAAGUCCCAGAUGCACGAGAUCAAGAAGAAGGUGAUAAUGGUUCAAGUGGUAGAAAUUGGGGCUUGCUGAUUAGCAUUUUAUGUGGAUUUGGUGCUGGGUUUUGGUUGGUUAUGGCACCAUUGGUAAUCAACACUUCAUGGAGGACUAAAUAUUUUACUGUCUUGAUUAGUGUGUGGUAUAUGUUCUGUGAUGUUAUUCACAAGUAUUGUUGUAAGAAGUUUCCAAGUGAACAGGUGAUUAGUAAUUGAUGUCAGUGACAUUUUAUUAUGUUUUUUAGUUGUAGCUUGAAAUAAGAAUGUCUGGAAAUUUCAGAAACUCUGUUGUAUGUAUCCCGGCAUAGUUUAAUAGAAUUGUGUGUAUCCAA
Molecule: messenger RNA, 2098 nt
Organism: Erigeron canadensis
Lineage: Eukaryota; Viridiplantae; Streptophyta; Magnoliopsida; Asterales; Asteraceae
Product: receptor-like protein EIX2
Exons: 1
Coding region: 786-1982 (398 amino acids)
Molecular function (GO): protein binding
Source: RefSeq, a predicted model, not a curated record